ACUUCACGCACUAAAAUCCACACGCCGCGAACGCAGAGGAGCGGAAGCAACCCAACCCCAACCCAGCCCAGAAUAAACACGCGACGCAAUUCCCCAACCCAAUUCCUGCUCCUUGCUUCUUCCUCACGCACGCACGGGAUAAUCUUCCCCCUCCCCUCCCCUCCCCAAAUCCGCUUUAUUAGCCCGCGCCCCGAUCGAAAUUCCAUCCGCCCUCGAUUCCCCCCCAAGCACUCCGCUUCUUCGAGCUCCCGAUUCCUUCCUUCGUUCAGGAAGCCCCCCGAAUGCGUCGGCUCCAUCCCGCCGGGACCAGAUUCUGACCCCAAACUCGCUCGCGCUCUUCCGCCGGGACCAGAUUCGGGUUCGUCUCCGGCCGGGAUCCUCGCUCGCCCCCGGCCGCCGUCCAAUUUGGUGUGGAUAGUUAAGAGGCUUUGAGUUUUCCGAUUCGAGCUCGUCGGAGGGAAGAGCAUCUCGGACUCUGGCGACCAUGUCCCUGUCGGCGAUUUCCCUGUACACCGCCCCGCCGGGAGCCGCCUACUCCUCCUCCUCCUCCUCUGAGUUCGACCCGGGCUCGCGCGGCUCGCCGCCGUGCAGCACCGCGGCGCCGCCCCCGCCGGCCGCCUCCCACCGCCCGUCCGCCGGCGCCGGCGCCGGCGGCCUCUCCUGCCUCUUCUCCUCCCCGGCCGCGGCCGCCGCGCCGCCCCGCGCCCCUGCGCACGACGAGCUCGGCGCGCUCUGGCACGACGGAUCCGACGACCUCAGCUUCGGCGGCGGCGGCUACUCCCACUCGCCCUCGCCGCUCAAGUGGCGCGACCUCCACCACCACCACCACAGCCCCGUCUCGGUGUUCCAGGGGCCCUCGUCCUCGCCGGCUUCCCGGAGCCCGUCGUCGGCCUCCUGGCUCACCGGCCGCGAGCGCGACCGCCUCUUCUCCGGCUUCGUGCGCAACGCGCUCGGCUCCUGCAUCGACUACGUCCCGGCCACCAGCCCGCGGCCCGAGGUCGGCGGCGGCGAGCUCGCCUUCGAGCUCGACGAGAACCUCGCGGGGGCGAGCCCCGCCUGCGAGCCCUACGCCCAGGAGCUCCUCGCCGGCGCUCAGGCUCGCCACCGCAUCUUCCACGAGGAGCUCGUCGUGAAGGCCUUCUUCGAGGCCGAGAAGGCCCACCAUGGCCAGACGAGGGCGAGCGGCGAUCCAUUCCUGCAACAUUGCGUGGAGACGGCGGUGCUGCUGGCCAAGAUCGGAGCGAGCGCCACGGUCGUCUCUGCCGGGCUUCUGCACGACACCAUCGAUGAUUCCUUCGUGGAUUACGAUCACAUCUUCCACAUGUUCGGUGCCGGCGUGGCUGAUCUCGUGGAAGGGGUUUCGAAGCUGAGCCACUUGAGCAAGCUUGCUCGUGAUAACAACACGGCAAGCAGAACUGCUGAAGCAGAUCGCUUGCAUACAAUGCUCCUUGCAAUGGCUGAUGCACGGGCUGUUCUAAUAAAGUUAGCAGAUCGUGUGCAUAACAUGAGGACCUUAGAAGCCUUGCCUUUGGUCAAACAACAAAGAUUUGCUAAGGAGACCAUGGAGAUCUUUGUGCCUUUGGCCAAUCGAUUGGGGAUUGCUAGCUGGAAAGACCAGCUCGAAAAUCUUUGCUUCAAGCACUUGAACCCCGAAGAGCACACGGAGCUGUCAUCAAAAUUCGCAGAAACCUUUGAUGAGGCGCUAAUCACAUCUGCUGUGGAUACACUGGAUGAAGGUCUGAGGGAAGCAGGCAUCUCAUAUCACAAUCUAUCUGGAAGGAACAAAAACCUUUACAGUGUUUACUCCAAGAUGCAGAAGAAGAAUUUGACAAUGGAUGAAGUCCAUGAUAUCCAUGGCCUGCGCCUUGUGGUUGACAAGGAGGAAGAUUGCUACCGAGCACUCGAUGUUGUCCAUAAACUCUGGCCCCAAGUCACCGGAAGAUUCAAGGACUACAUAUCGCGGCCGAAAUUAAAUGGGUACCGUUCAUUGCACACUGUUGUCAUGAGCGACGGUGACCACACAUUCGAAGUCCAGAUCCGCACAAAGGAGAUGCAUCUACAGGCCGAGUAUGGGUUCGCUGCGCACUGGAGGUACAAGGAAGGCUCGUGCAGGCACUCCUUCGUGCUUCAGAUGGUGGAAUGGGCGAGAUGGGUGCUUACGUGGCAAUGUGAAGCAUUGAACAAGGAACAUUCAUCGUCCCAAGUGAAAAGCGAUUCCAUCAAACCUCCUUGCCCGUUUCCCCUGCAUUCGGAGGAAUGCCCUUACUCGUACACCCGCCAAUGCAACCACGACGGACCCUUGUUCGUCAUCUUACUCGAACAUGAUAAGAUGUCUGUCCAAGAAUUCCCAGCAGGCUCGACCGUAAUGGACCUGAUGCACCGCGUUGGAGCCAACAGCCCGAGGUGGAGCCCCUACAGCAUACCGAUGAAGGAGGACCUGCGGCCGAAGGUGAACCACGAGCCCAUAAGCGACCUGGGAAGGGCGCUGAGCAUGGGGGACGUGGUGGAGCUGACCCCGGCCCUCCCCGACAAGUCGCUGACCGAGUACCGGGAGGAGAUCCAGCGCAUGUAUGACCGCGGUGGUUUCGCCCUUGCCGCCACCCGCAGCGGCAGCGGUGGCUCAAGACGCCGAUGACCCCGCGGCGCUUACCGCAGUGUUAACAAACAACCUGUUGUACGAUGAUGUUCGAGUCCAACCCAUUCAAUUCGUUGUAAAUACAUACAGACUACAUAGUCUAAUUCUUGGCGGCCAUGAUGAGGCGCUGUAGGAUCACCCCCGGAUGCAAGGGGAGAGUCCACCAGCCUUGGCUGCAAAAUGUGUACACUAGCAGAGCAGAACCAUGUAUACUAUGACAAGAGUCGUUCAAGUUC
Aegilops tauschii subsp. strangulata is the source of this 2871-nucleotide messenger RNA. RefSeq names its product probable GTP diphosphokinase RSH3, chloroplastic. Gene Ontology annotation, cellular component: chloroplast. Gene Ontology annotation, biological process: guanosine tetraphosphate metabolic process. The record is from RefSeq and is a predicted model, not a curated record. NCBI's taxonomy places the organism in Eukaryota, Viridiplantae, Streptophyta, Magnoliopsida, Poales, Poaceae.